This is a messenger RNA of Kwoniella botswanensis, 1392 nucleotides long. RefSeq lists its product as uncharacterized. The record is from RefSeq and is a predicted model, not a curated record. The transcript has 6 exons. Bases 1 to 1392 code for a protein of 463 amino acids. NCBI's taxonomy places the organism in Eukaryota, Fungi, Basidiomycota, Tremellomycetes, Tremellales, Cryptococcaceae.
AUGAGUUUGAUCCCUUCCAACGUACAAGACAAGAUCAUCGAGGCCAUGAACGUCUGGAAAGUUCCGGCCUGUGUCAUCGUGGCAUUCCGAGAAGGGUCGGAUACCGAUCAACCCGAGAAGGUAGUGCUCUGUUAUGGAAAAGAUAAGGCUGGUCAACCCAUCCAUGAUCAGACUCGCUUCCCUCUCAGUUCAAACACCAAGUUAUUCACGAACAUGGCACUCGGGCAUGCGUUUCGAUCCAAAGGGGUUGACUGGGAUACACCUGUCAAGGAGAUCUUACCUGACUUUAAAGGAUAUAACGACGAAUAUACGAAUACCUGGACACCAAAAUUGCUAGCUUCGCAUACUUCCGGUCUACCCAGAUAUGACCAGGUCAUUAGGCCUGAGUUGAAAAUCGAUGGUCUGUACGAAGCUUUUAAACUACUUCCCCCAGUCGCCAAGCCAGGCGAACAAUAUCAAUAUUGUAAUCUCACAUACACGAUCUUAGCCAAAAUCAUCGAAAAGCUCAGUGGUAAAUCAUUCUACGAAUAUCUGAAAGGAGUGAUUUUCGAGCCCCUCAAGAUGGAUUCCACGUCUUUCGACAAGGGUAAUAUAGGAAUAUCUGGGUAUAUGACUUACCCAGAUGAUAAGGGGGAAAGACAGGUCAAGGAAGUACCUUAUUACCUUGAUAAUUGUAGAGCUUGGGAUCCAGCUUUGGGUCUCUUCACAACCGCUACUGAUCUGCUCAAAUGGGUAGAAGCACUUCCUUCUUUCCCUGACUAUCCUCUCGCAUGCUCGUCCAUUGCCAUAGAGCAUGUAGAAGCUAAUGAUUAUCCGAAUCUUAAAGAAAUAUGCUCGUACGGUCUUGGUUUAACUCAAGCAGAUAGAGAAGGAUCGAUCAUACACGAACAUACGGGUGAUUCGUCGGGAUUCAACUCCAUGGUUGUUGAUUGUCCCGAAUUGAAGAUUAGAUAUGGGAUGAUGUGUAAUGCCAUACCGUACGUUGGAGGAUGUGGGUUCAGGGAUUGGUUGAGAAAUACUUUGCUCGAUCAUUUGACAGGCGACGAUUCAAUCGAUUGGUUCAAGACAAUUCUGGAUAAAGAGAAAGAAAUAGCUCAUAAGCCCUCGCCUUCCAUUCCUGCCACAGGGGACCAGAAGAUCAUCGAUGUAGUUUGGGACAACAAGCUGUACGCUGAUCAGAAGCCUGUUUUGGCAAGUAUGGGUGAAAACAAGUUUGAAGGUUGUUUCGAAGUCAGGCAUUGGAAGGGUGGGAAAAUCGAGUAUGAUACGCCUUUCCAGGUUGAGAUGUUGGAGGAUGGUGAGAAGUUAAAAGUCACUGGUAUUACUGGUGUAGGGCUUGGGUUGAAGGAGGCUGAUCAUCCCAUGAUCUUCGUGAGGGAACAUGCGGCUUAG